AUGCGUGUAUUCUUGAUUUCGCUGGUGUUGGCGCUGGUCCUGGUGCAGUUGGCGCUGGCCGUGGAGGAUUACUAUAAGACGUUGGGGUUGGAUAAGUCGGCGUCGGAGAAAGAUAUUAAAAAGGCAUAUCGGACGUUGAGUAAGAAGUAUCAUCCUGAUAAGAAUCCAGGAGACGAAACCGCCCGGGAAAAAUUCGUCGAAAUCGCCGAAGCAUACGAGGUCUUGUCUACGCCUUCCACAAGGAAAAUCUACGACCAACACGGGCAUGAAGGAGUGAAUCAGCACCGACAGGGCGGAGGAGCAGCUGGCCGACAAGGGAAUGAUCCGUUUGACCUGUUUUCGCGCUUUUUCGGCGGCGGCGGGCACUUUGGCCAUGCGCCGGGUCACCGACGCGGCCCGGAUAUGGAGUUCCGGAUUGGGUUGCCGUUGCGCGAUUUCUACAACGGGCGCGAGUUCGAGAUUACGCUUGAGAAGCAGCAGAUCUGCGAUGCGUGCGAGGGGACAGGGUCGGCAGAUCGCGAGGUCAUCACCUGUGACAAGUGCUCGGGCCGUGGCAUGGUGAUUCAGAAACACAUGCUGGCUCCUGGGAUGUUCCAGCAGGUGCAGAUGCCCUGUGACAGGUGCGGCGGGCAGGGGAAGACAAUCAAGAAGCCCUGCCAUGUUUGUCACGGGCACCGGGUGGUGCGGAAGGAAGUCGAGACGUCGGCGACGGUGGAGCCGGGUAUGGACAAAGGGAUGCGAUUGGUGUUUGAGAACGAGGCGGACGAGAGCCCCGAUUGGAUCGCGGGCGAUCUGGUGUUGAUUCUCGAGGAAAAGGAGCCCGAACUGGCCAAGGCCGAGGAGCAUCGCACGGACGGGACGUUUUUCCGCCGCAAGGGCCGCGAUCUGUUCUGGAAAGAGGCGCUCUCGUUGCGCGAGGCGUGGAUGGGCGGCUGGACGCGCAACAUCACGCACCUGGAUGGACACGUGGUGCAGCUGGGACGGCAGCGCGGCGCGGUCGUGCAGCCACUAUCGGUGGAAACGGUGCGGGGGGAGGGCAUGCCGUUCUACUCGGCGGGGCAUCUCCAUGACCAGCACGACGAGGAGCCGGGCAAUCUGUACGUGGAGUACAGCGUGAUUCUGCCGGACCAGAUGGAGAGCGGGAUGGAAAAGGACUUUUUUGCGCUGUGGGAGAAGUGGCGGAAGAAGAACGGGGUCGAUCUGGGGACGGACGGGGGACGACCACCAGCCGUUAGAGAUGAAUUAUAG
Messenger RNA from Aspergillus ochraceoroseus IBT 24754, 1248 nucleotides. Its product is annotated as putative DnaJ domain protein. NCBI's taxonomy places the organism in Eukaryota, Fungi, Ascomycota, Eurotiomycetes, Eurotiales, Aspergillaceae. Bases 1 to 1248 code for a protein of 415 amino acids. The transcript has 2 exons. Gene Ontology annotation, cellular component: cytoplasm. The record is from RefSeq and is a predicted model, not a curated record. Gene Ontology annotation, molecular function: Hsp70 protein binding; ATP binding. Gene Ontology annotation, biological process: protein refolding; response to heat.